GACCCCCAAACCAAUGCCGAAUUCUUGGCUGUCUCAAGAACAAAGUCGCAUUAAGGUUGUGGAUGCCUUGAAGGAAACCCUCCAGAAAAGACUGAAUGAUUCUCCUGACUUGGAUGUGGAGAAAAAGACAGCAUCAAAAAUAGCAAAGAAAGUGGAGAAGGAGAUAUUCAAACGCUUUGGCCGUGUGGACCGGCUUUACAAAACCAAGUAUCGCACCCUGCUCUUCAACCUGAAAUCAACGGACAACCAGCUCUUCCACAAGUUGAUGCUUGGAAAGAUCGCUCCGAAGAGACUAGUUCAAAUGAGCUCCUUAGAAAUGGCCCCCAAGGAACUAGCAGAAUGGAGAGCCAAGAAGAAUAAGCACCUACUGGAGAUGAUAGAGAAGGAGGAGCGAGAAGUGCCAAGGCGUUGCUCUGAAAAAUUCACCCACAAAGGAAUUGUGGAGAUAUACAGAGAAGCAGACAUGGAUUUGGUAUCUGAAGAAUUAAUUGAAUCGUCGCUACGCAAGGAGGGGAACUCUUAUGGUGAGGCACCAUCAUCAGUUGUGGGCAACCAAAGAGGAGAGUUGGCUGCUGACAGCAAGAAAGGAUUUGAGCCACCUACAUAUACAUGUACUUUUAAGCAGAAGGUCAACACCUCUAAAAUUUUGCAUCAAAACAUCACAUACUCGGAAGACGACAGGAGACCUCUGGAUGACGACAGGCCUGCUGUUGCUAGCACUCCAAACCGAAAGCGACAGGUGAGAAAGCAGUCCAGCCGCUCAGUCAUCUGGAACGGGCUUAUCCAGAUGUUCAGCGUGAAGCAGUUUGUGGCCAAAGCGUAUCCUGUUUCUGGUUAUGGCUGUCAGCUCUGUCAGGCUUUACCAGCAAUCCUUCAGUCAAAGGGAUGUAUUCUCCCCGAGGAUGUCUGGACUUAUGUAGACAGCAUAUGGCCAGAAAACAGAAAGGGAAUGGGGGUGAUACGAUUCCACCCCAGCUUGCCCAAAGAUGUUGGCCCUUACCACACACUGUACACCUACCUGAACAACAGACAGAGAUAUGGCAUUGUGGAAAGCAGCCAGGUGGAAAUAUUCCUGGUGCCAUUACCAGCCAACCAACUGGUGCCUUCCCAACUCCACCCAGUAGGUGGACCAGGGCUGGAUCGAUGCCACCCAUCUUUGUUAUUAGGGCUGAUUUUGCCCAGAAGAACUUGUCUAGACACUUUGAAGACAAGUCAUGAUCUUCUACCAAAAGCCAAGAGGAAGAGAGUCACUUCUAAGGACGGCACAGAAACUGUCCCUUCACAUUUACAGGUAGAUGUUGAUCAGGAACAGACACCACAGCAUCUGUCCAAAGAAGGACUUUACUCUGGGGAAGGUCUGACAAACCUUCCGAAGCAAGAGGGGCUCACAGUUGAUACUCUUCUUGGCCUCAUAGAACAGUUCAAAAGAGAUAUAAUUUAUAGAGUGCCUUCCUCUUCCUGCUACCAAGAUGCAAGAGAUGAAGUCAAUCAACCUUCUUUGGGUGAUACUUUCCAUUCAGCAACAGGUUCUGCUUCAACUGGAGAACAAUUGGACAAUUUGACUCUGGAAAUUUUGGGAGCACAGCCAUGUAAGAGUGGGGAAGAGGUACAGUUUUGCAUUGAUCCUUAUCCAUCAGAUUUCUGUAGCAUGCUUGGACUUCUUUCACCUUCUGAGGUUUUAUGUCCAGAUCAACAUGGAACUCAUGCACACGGAGCCCAAGGGAUAAACACUUUUGAAGACCUACUUUUACCGAAUGUCCUUUGUGCUGAAGCUGUGGCACCUUUUGAAGAGUGUCAGGUUCAACUUUCACCCCAGAUUCCUUGCACCAACACUAUUGGAGAACAUAACUCAUCUGUGCAGGAAACGUUAUCUCUCAUCCAGCAUGUGACACAGCUGCAGUCCAACACUCAAAAUCAGGAACCUCAACCAUUUAAUCUUCUUACACAGGAAAUAGCCUCUGCGUUGUCUCAGAUUCCAGCAGGAAUAGAGUUGUUUCCAGUUCAGCAAGAUGAUGCUACAUAUGACCAACUUGAGAUUCUCUCGUCUACUUUCAAGGGAUAGCUACGGCCCUUUCUAGAGUUGUGGUCUUAACAGAGAGUUCUUGCAAGAAACAAAAUGUGCUCAAAUAAUGUAAUCAUUGGGGAAAAUAGUUCAGCAUUAUCUGAGAAGACUUCACACCAUUUUCAAGAGCUGCGUAUUAUGUAAUACAUCUGACCUUAGACUGAAUGAGCUGGGGAGAGGAAUCUCCUGUCAGAAUUAAUCCUGAGCAGUUUACAAAGGUCCAGUAAAACCAAAGAGAAAUGACGGAUAAGCAUGGAGGUUGCUCAUGUGCCAGUUGCCCUCCCUCAAAACAUAUGGUACCCUAAAAUGGCCUGGAGUUUAGGAGGUGGAUCACUUUAUACUUGCUAUUUUUUUUUUUAAUGUUUGUUACUCCUAUGAUAUUCAUCUUUUGAUCUGGACUUGGGAUGUGCUUGGGGUGAACUGCACAUCAGGAGCACAGAUACUGGUUUUGCAGGCUCUCGAGAGGUGAUUUCAGUGAAAGACCCCCAAGAAAGGCAAGGCAAGGACAAUUUUGCUAGGAUGCUCCAGCUGGCUCCAAAUCUGGAGAAGGGGUCCAGCUACCCUCACCCCUUGAUACAGUGAGGCAGAUGUUGACUGCCUAGCCCAGUGAUUGCCAGCUCACUAGUGGUGAGGGGCUUGGAAGGGGGUCUUAGGGUGAAGGCAGACGUGAUGGUGGCAGUUUGAAGCAGCAAAAUAGGGACAGUUCAGGUUUGAGAGCAAAAGAGGUGGGAAUAGGGGUGGAAUAAGCUGCAGGUGAAGGAGGUUUUAUUACUGUCUUGCCUGCUUCCAUAUUUAUUCCUUAUAGUUCUCAGAGACUUGGGUAGAUUUAGGUUUAAAUUGUGGGGUUUAUCGGGUGGGGAGGUUCAUUUAGAUACUGGAAAUUGCCUGGAUCCUAGUAUGCCCAUCUCAUACCGUGGUUGCAACAACCCUUCGCUCAUUGGCUCACCAGCAGCCAUUGUCAGCUCAAGACUUAAAAUGAGCAUCCUCCAUGGUGGUAACGGAAAUGGGCAUUUGGUAACAUCCUGAGCAGAGAAAGAGUCCGAUUGUUUCACUGCUGUGGUGUUAUAUGCUGAUGACUUGAAUAAGCAUGUGGGCAAGAGGCAGAUUCCCUCAGGAAAAUGAGAAUUCCAUUGGGGUUGGAGUUGUUGUCUGAACAGAAGACACAACUCUGCCUAACAUUUAUUUUCAUGCUAAGAAAGCAUU
Molecule: messenger RNA, 3265 nt
Organism: Python bivittatus (Burmese python)
Lineage: Eukaryota; Metazoa; Chordata; Lepidosauria; Squamata; Pythonidae
Source: RefSeq, a predicted model, not a curated record